Oppia nitens is the source of this 1157-nucleotide messenger RNA. Its product is annotated as synaptosomal-associated protein 29-like. NCBI's taxonomy places the organism in Eukaryota, Metazoa, Arthropoda, Arachnida, Sarcoptiformes, Oppiidae. The coding region runs from base 233 to 1099 and encodes 288 amino acids. Gene Ontology annotation, biological process: synaptic vesicle priming; exocytosis; synaptic vesicle fusion to presynaptic active zone membrane. The transcript has a single exon. The record is from RefSeq and is a predicted model, not a curated record. Gene Ontology annotation, cellular component: SNARE complex; plasma membrane. Gene Ontology annotation, molecular function: syntaxin binding; SNAP receptor activity.
UUGUAUGUUUGCGUCAAAUGACUGAAUAAUAAACUGAUCUCUCAUUCAAUACGUCUUUCAUUGGAUUGACUGACCAUUUGUUGACAUAUUGUGAUCAGUGAUCACAAACUUGUUAUACAAUCACCACAUUUUGGUCAUCAAUAUUAUUGUUGACAAAUAAAAGACUUUUUAGUUGUUUAGUUUGUCAACAGUUCCUAUAAUUUUGUUGAUCGACAACAAAAUCAGUGAAAAUAUGUCUUUUGGUAACAAUAGUAAUGCCAUCAAUGGAAACAUUGGGAAUCAGUUGAACAAUAAAUUGGACGAUGAGGUCGACGAUAUGGCAUUUCUGAGACAUCCACGACAAGGGUCUUCAGGAUACAUGUUAGCUAACAGUGGACUCAAUAGCAAUAAUGAGAACAAUGACUGGGAAGACAAACGACGGCAACUUUUAGCCGAAAGGCGAGCCAUUGAAGAGCGCACUCUUGAGAGCAGUAAAGUGUCGCUCGGAUUGGUUUAUGAAACGGAAAAGACCGGCAUUGAGACGGCCGAAGAACUAGUGAGACAAAGGGAACAAUUGGAUAAUGUAGAAGAAAAGUUGGAUUCAAUGAAUGCCAUUAUGAGAGUAUCACAAAAACAUUUAACAUCAAUGAAGAGUAUAUUUGGAGGAUUCAAGAAUUACUUCUCUAAAAGUAAUGAUACGAUCGCUAAUAAAAACCAAAACAAUACUAUUGGUAGUCGUCCUUCUGUUCACUCCGAGAGCAAUCUCAUCAAUACUAUCGAUAAUAUUAGAUCAGACGCAACAUCUAACAGUGCAAGCAAUCAUCCAUUCUUUAAUCAAAGAGGAAUUGAUUCAAAUGGUUUUGAUUUUGAUGAUAAUAGCGAUAACAAGAAAGUGGAUACAAAUGAAAAGUCACGAACUAAACAAAUUGAUCGACAAUUGAAUCAAAAUUUAACAGAAAUAGAUUUAGGUCUCGGAAGACUCAAGAACUUAGCACUCGGUUUAGGCGAUGAAAUCCAAACACAGAACCAACAGUUGGACAGAAUUACGACUAAAGCCGAGAGAUCGGAGGACACACUUCAACAUCAAAAUAGACAAAUGAAACGAAUCCUUAAAAAUUAAUGUUAAAUCAAUUUUAGUGACAUUACUAUUAUAGAUAUUAUUAUUAUUAUUAAAAUAC